Molecule: messenger RNA, 756 nt
Organism: Fraxinus pennsylvanica
Lineage: Eukaryota; Viridiplantae; Streptophyta; Magnoliopsida; Lamiales; Oleaceae
Source: the annotation of a GenBank genome assembly
AUGUCAGCAACCCCCAUGAGGGGGCCGGUCAACUGGUCAACCUCUUCUGGCAACAUAGCAAGAUGGACUAAGGAAUUUAAUCUCGAGAAAGAACCUUCGCUUGCAGCACAAUGGAUCUUUCUUCCAGGACUCCCUCUGCAUCUGUACCGAGUUGACUGCCUACAGAUCCUUGCCACGAGUUUCGGUAGAUAUCUAGGCAUGAAUAAUGCAACCUUAAACAGAACUAGGGCGACAGGUGCACGUAUUUAUGUAGAGGUGGACCUUAAGGAGGAACCAAUACAAGGAUUUCCAAUUGUUAUGGCCUUAAAAAAGUUAUGGCAGGAGGCUAGAUAUGAAAGGCAUGGAUUCUACUGCUCCAAAUGUUCUCGACAGGGGUAUACAGCUAUCGUUUGUCGUGCUGGAAAAAUUCACAAGAGGGAGAUUGUGCAUGUGGGAAAACAGGGAAUAAGAAGAGAGAUCUGGCGUAUUAAACAGAGCAACGAACAUGAUGCGGGAGCUAACACUAAGCAGACAAAUGAUUUGAUGGAAAAUUCUGGGAUUAAUGUAGAGACGUUGGCUAUUGUCAAAGAAACAGAACCACAACAACUUGAGGCUGUUCACUCGAAGGGAGACACUAAUCUGGAUAGAGUUGAUAGAGAUAUGAGAAAGGAAUGGGAAAUAAGACAUAAAGCUGAUUAUCUGACAGAACAACACAAGGAAGGUAAUAUGCAUGAAGAAGGCUCAUUUGAACAGAUCCAGGACAGGAUGGGGAUUUGA